AAAAAAUAAACACUAUGGCGGUCUAAACAAAGUUGAACGGACUGUUUAGCAACGAAUAAGAAAGGAAAUCGUGCAAAGUUGAUGAAUAACUAUUGGUUUAUCAAGUGCUUGAAUUUUUUUAUAAUUUGAUUGGUAAGAAGAUGGCAACUGAUGUGGGAGAGCGUCUUGACUUGGACUCCAUUGAUGCAGCUGAGGACUCAAGUUUUGUAAGAAAACUGCGCAGUGACUUGUCAUCAAUUCCAGAUUUGGACAGGAGUGGUUUUUCUCCAUUGAUGGACACAAGUAGUCGGUUUGGAAACCAGGUAGAUGUGAGUCAGUUCCGAAUACAGCUGAAGCAACUGAAACUUGAUCUCCAGUCAGAACAAGAUAUGGUUGCUCAGCUGCGGAAGAGAUUAAACACGUCGGAGAAAGAACGUUUGGAAUCGGCCAGUAAAGCCAAUAACGAGAUGUCGGCUCUUGAGAGUCAGCUGGCGCGCAUUCGCUCUCAGAUAGAGAAGGGAGAGGCGAUGAGACACAACCUGGAGUUCGAGCUGACCAAGGCAAAGCGCGACCUACUCCAGCAGAAGCAGCAGUCUAGAGACAGAGAGAGUCACCAGCUGGAAACCAAGGACGAGCUCAAACAGAAACUGCAUGACGUAACCGAUGAGAUGAGGGAGUUACAAAAACAGACUCAAGCCAUCAAACAGGAAGCUACGGAAGUGGAAUCUCGACUCAAAUAUGAACUGGAUCAGAAGAACCAGUUGAUCCUGAAGUACCAGUCUGAACAUGACGUCCUGCGAGCUGAGCGAGACAAACUGAACAGCAUGCUCACUCAGCAGCAGAGUACACUUUGCGACGUCACUGAGAAGUUUCAAGAUCUGGAAAGUGAUAGGAAGUCACAAGCCGACGGUCUUCAGCGGGCGCUGUCUGAACUGGAGUACAGCAAAGAGCGUGAACUCGCUGUGAAGCAAGACAUAGAGACUCUUUUGCACAAGCUGAAAAGCUUUGAAGAUUCUGUAGAAGCUGAGAGAGCAGCCCAUCUGGAGACAAAAUUUAACUCUGAAAUCCUUCAGCUGAGGAUCCGAGACUUGGAAGGAGGAAUAGAAGUGGAACAGUCGGCCAACAUAGAAGCUACUAAGGCUAUAGAGGGACUGACCAAACAGCUUCGAGAGUUGGAACAGCUCUACGAUGAUGAGAAGAGGAUGAGAAAGGAAGUCGGUUUUAAACUUGAAAAGAUAGAGAAGGAAUACAUGAUCGUGCGGCAGCAGCUGAGUAAUGAGGUAGAGAACAAGAAGAACAUCAUUCACAACAUGUCCAAGGAGCUGGAGAUCCACCAGAAGAACUUCAACGAUCUCAAGGACGAGCUCGGAAAGGCAAAGAAGCGACAACUGUUUUUGGAGAAUACAUACGGAGAUAGUAUGAAAGAACUUGAUCUGAUAUUACGAAACUUCCAGCCAGAAGACAAGGCUAAAAAACCAAAGCUAACAAAGGAUACCAAAGUGAAGAAGAUCGCAAGUCCUUCUGUUUUAUUGGAGAGUUUGCGAUAUAUCCUACAUGAGUUUAAGAAGGACAAUGACCAUUUGAAGGAUGAGCUGUCUAAAUCCAAGAAGAUUUGUGAGAAAGUAACCAAGGAAUUGGAUUCAGCAAAAGAAAUGAUCAUGGCAAAAGAUAAAUCACUUGAGGAUGCCCAGAAGAAUUACACUCGGACAGCUAGGGAACUGAAUCGAGUGCGGGCUGAAGCUUCAGAGUUAGAGGCCAUGUUGUCACAACUCAAGUUCGACCUUCAGAGUUCGUCCAGCAGCCAGGACAAGGACAGGAAUAGGAUCAUGGGACUCUCGGAAGAAAUCAUGAAGCUGGUGAAGAAACACCGCGGAGAGGACGAGGAGAAGCUAGCGUUCAUGCAUGGUAUGUACCAGCGACUCGUGGCGGGCAGAAUCGUGCUCCCAGUCAAAGACAAGGGCUUCAACCAGUUCUCGUGGUCCGAUCUCACGGAAGUGGUCUACCAACAAGUAACCACUCUGGUGAACACGCUACAACAAACUGAUGAUAAGAUGCGCCACCUGGAGGAGAUGCUGGAGAGUCGCGACGUGACGAUUGGUGACAUGCAGGCCACAUACGAGGACCAGCUCAACAAGCUGACGAGGCUCACCAAGGAGCGCGAGGCCGCCUGGAGCAAGCAGAAGGAGGAGAUAGAGACUCACUACUCACAGCUCCUCGCAGACCUCCAGACUCGCUCAAAGAAGAGCCAGGUGAUAGCGGACCAGGCAUGGGAGAAGAUCCGUGCAUCGGGCAGUGUCCAGCAUGGUCUGGAGUCUGAGUGUUCUGAGCUACAGAAACAUCUGGUGGAUGCCCAGACGCAGAACGCCGCUCUCAAGACCACCUGCGGCCUGCUCGCAGGGGCCAUCUACCCGCUGUACUCACGGGCCAACGAGCUGGCGGCCGAGAGACGGGCCUUAGAGGAGCAGACGAUCGUGUGGGACGCGUGUCGGGAACGGGCACAGUACCUCGUGAACGUCCUCAACUCUGAGAUGACCGACGAGAUCGAGAAGCCAGAGAGAGACCGGCGCAGGAAGGAGAAGAAGAACCCACUGCUGCGGUUCCGGAUCAGCGCCGUGGCCGUGAUCGCGGCGAACCGGCUCAACUAUUUCGGUAGACACUCGUGUAAGAUGUUCGUCACGUAUGAUACAGUCUCCGGUAGCAACGGGUUGCUCGUCUGUACAGGUGGCGUCAAGCAGGAGAGGAUUCCAUUCAAAGGAGUAGGAAGGUCAUCUGGUGAUGAAUCGGACCUGCAUUCCGUCACAGACCAGACUGUAAAUUCCCAGCUGUUGCCAUGGUUAACGGGUUCAACAAUAGCGGACAUCGCAGUAGACUCUGUGUCAGAGUUCCAGGAAGUGGCCUCGCAGAUACGAGAGAGAGGUCCUGUUGAAACAAGAGCUCUGAUUGGUGCAGCUAGGAGCUCCUUCAGCAAACUUCUAGAUAAGAUUGGUCAGCAGUUUCCAAGCAUUUCACUUCAGCCAAUGGCAGGACUUCAGAUGAGGUCAUCUCUGAUACGUGUACUUGGCCGUGGUUUGUCUCAAGCUAUGGUUGGAAAAUCUUUCAAGGACAAACAGUGUUUAAUUUCCUCACAGGAUCUGAUGAUCGCUCUACAGAACCACAUCCUUGACUUCACACAUCGUCUCCGCAACGCCGAGGUCAACAGGAAGCGUCUGCUCGCAGAACUCAACACACUCAAACAGCAGAUACAGUCCGACUCAAACACAGACCAGGACCAGAAACAUGAAAACCGUGAGGAUUCGGAACAGACGUUGAAGUACGUGACUCUGGAGAAGUUUGAGCGUGUGUGUUCAGAGCUGAACAAGGCCCUCCAGCGAGAGCAGCAGGCACAGCACCUCCUCCACGAACAGAGUCAGCAGAUGGAGGAGCUGACCGUGCAGCUUGAUGUCUGCAGCUCACAUGACCUCGACAAGGAUUCCACGCUCGAGGAGGCAGUCCAGGGUCUGUCCGAGGCGAAGACGGAGCUGCGUCGACGAGAACAGGUUAUCCGCCAGCUGAACCGGCAGAACCAGCAGGUGACGGCGGAGAAACGGUCGUACCAGGACAACCUGCGAGAUGUGGAGGGAGCCAUGCACAAUGUAGUCAAAGAUAAAGAGAUCCUAGCUAAGUACUUGAAGUCAGUGGAAGCUGCCUUGAAAGAGGCCAGACAGCAGUUGUCUGUGUUGAAGGACCCCAGCCGUCAUGACCUCGUACUGUCCAAGAUGUUGCUUAACGCAGACUUUAUCCCGACAGAUAUCGGGAAGGCAGGACCGGAACUGAUCGCCUGUCAGAAUCUUGUCGGAGCGUUCAUCGACACCUACCACCAGGCGGUCUCGAAGAUCAAACUACUGGAAGACGAGAUAGAGUCGCAUCGUCAGCAUGUCGCUACAAUCAAACGAGAACUCAGCGAUGCUGUGAGAAGAGAGUGCAACGAUCAGUUCACUGUUGAAGCGCUAGAAGAACAUGAUAUAAUUCCGUCUGUAUCAGAAAUAUUCAGCAGUCCAGAUGAAUUUGUGCCUCUCAAGGAGGAUUCUGAAAAGUCAUAUUCAAUGUCUUCCCGGGUGUCCAGCACGUCAAAAUCAUCAAAAACAUCCCCCAAGAAAACCAUUAGAUCUAUGCAGUACCAAACAGCUCACCGUAACCAACGUCCUGGAAUUCCAAGGCCAAAGCCAAAGGGAUCUGGAACUAGAUAACAGAGUUUUUAUUUGAACAUCACACAUACACAUUCUGCUAGAAGCAACGCAUGGCACCGUGGAGUGUAUUUAAUUACAAAAGUACCUAUAAACUCAACCUUUUGUAAAAUGGAUCUUAAGGGGAGUGGGGUUUUUUUUCAGUUAAUGAAAUUCAUCUGAACUCGACCCUUAGUAAAAUGGUUUUGAGUGGGGUGUUUGUAUUAAUUACUAACAUACCUCUGAACUCAGGUAAAAAUGGAUUUGAAAUGGGGUAUAUUUAUUAAUUACUAAAAUACCCCUAAAUUCAACCCUUAGUGAAAUAGAUUGGACUGGGGUGUUUUUAUUAAUUACAAAAAUACCCCUAAACUCAACUCUUAGUAAAAUGGAUUGGAGUGGGGUGUUUUUAUUAAUUACUAAAAUACCCCUAAACUCAACCCUUAGUAAAAUUGAUUGGAGUGGGGUGUUUUUAUUAAUUACAAAAAUACCCCUAAACUCAACUCUUAGUAAAAUGGAUUGGAGUGGGGUGUUUUUAUUAAUUACUAAAAUACCCCUAAACUCAACCCUUAGUAAAAUUGAUUGGAGUGGGGUGUUUUUAUUAAUAACUAAAAUACCCCUAAUCUCAACCCUUAGUAAAAUAGAUUCGAUUGGGGUGUUUUUAUUAUGGUAAUUACAAAAAUACCCCUAAAUUCAACCCUUAGUGAAAUAGAUUCGAGUGGGGUGUUUUUAUUAAUUACAAAAAUACCCCUAAACUCAACCCUUAGUAAAAUGGAUUAGAGUGGGGUGUUUUUAUUAAUUACAAAAAUAUCCCUAAACUCAACCCGUAGUAAAAUAGAUUUGAGUGGGGUGUCUUUAUUAAUUACAAAAAUAUCCCUAAACUCUGUUCUGAGUAAAGUGGAUCUGAAGUUGAGUGCAUCCCUAAUAUAGCUCUCUGAAUUUAAACCUUUGUAAAAUGGUUCUAGAAGUGGAGUGCAUGUAUUAAUUACCGAGAUGCCUUUCUAACCAAAUCCUUACUAAAGCAAGGCUUGAAAUUCAUUCAGUGGAGUGGAAAGCAAAUUUUGCUUCACAAAUUUCUAUCAGGAAACAAAAACUAGAAAUUCAUAUUCUGAAGCAGUUCUACAAGUUAGUCUUGUAGUGUAUUCUUGUUACCAGUGUAAAAGACUUGAAACAAAGGUGAAUAACAGCUUGCGAUUUAUGUUCUCUCCCGAACAUUAGGAAUUGUGGAUAUACCUGAAAUAGUUUUAAAACUAAGAUAGAAAGCAAAAGCUGCUAGUAAAAAUGAUCCAUCAGAGAGAAUAUUGUAGAUUUUGAAUUACAUUUGCAGCUCGUCUCCUGCCAAUUUUGAGCUUUGUUAAAGGGAAUUUUUCUUCAUGUUUGAUGCCUAAAAUCCACCAAUGAAACUGUUGGGGUGUCAUUAACAAUUCACCGUUUCCUUGUUGUAUUGUGUGAAAGAUGCUCGUGUAUUCUGUGAUAUUUUGAAGACAUUAAUAGACUUCAGUUUUAGUCUAAUAAUCUAGCUCAACAUGACUGAACAUUUCGUAAGCAUGACUUCUAGAUAGUGUACCUUAUAGCUGAGGUAUUGAUAAUCUUAUUCCACAGAUUAAAAGUUGUACAUCGGUUUCUGAGAAGAUAAAGUAUUUUUUAUAUAUAUAUAUAUAUACAUGUACAUGUACAAUUUUUAAAAAAACAAUACUGCGACUCAAAUGGUUUUGACAGAUUAGUAAUUUGUUUUAUUUUAAUUUCAUGUUUAUAUCUGUUUGAAAUUCAAGAACACUGUCCCAAGCUUGCACAUCAUCUAUGUUGGUUUUGGGUAAGGAUUAAUAUUUGGUUGUUAAUGAUAAAGAAUUUUGUUUGGUGGCUGCUUGAUGAAACAUCUUUUUUUUUCUAGCUCCAUAAUGUUAAGAAUGUUUAAAUAAUAUGAGUUUUUAUACAUUCAUUUAACCUCUUGCCAUAUGUGCAUUCCCUCCUAUAUCCCUUUAAAAAAAAAAAAACCCACCUAGAUUGGUCCGAGUGUCCUAAUAGCCAAUCAUUGGCUAAAAUCUCCCACUGUUAUUCAAGUCACAUGAUCAAAUAGUCUUUCUAUGAUUCAGAUAUCUUUUCUAAUUAUAUAAUUUCAAGGGUCAAAACAUUCAACUAAAAUGAAUUAAUGGAAAAGGAAAGUAAUUCUGUUUAAGUAGUAAAGCAGAUGUGUGAAUUGUAUUUGGUGUUCUUCAUAUUAUGAGGCCUUUAAUGAGUUGUUAUAGGGCCGACUAGCGAACAGACCAUGACCAACACAUUACAUUGUCGAAAUCAUGCGUCAGAUUAUGCCAAAUUGAAUGGGUUGGGUUGGGUUGGGUUUUUUCAAAAGAAGUUUGAUUCAUACAUGUACAUCAUGCAUUUAUAGUACAUUUUUAGUUAAGCCAUCAACCAUAAUAGGGGUGGGAUGUAU
This is a messenger RNA of Gigantopelta aegis, 6609 nucleotides long. RefSeq names its product coiled-coil domain-containing protein 171-like. Bases 141 to 4205 code for a protein of 1354 amino acids. NCBI's taxonomy places the organism in Eukaryota, Metazoa, Mollusca, Gastropoda, Neomphalida, Peltospiridae. The transcript is spliced from 32 exons. The record is from RefSeq and is a predicted model, not a curated record.